Saccostrea cuccullata (small rock oyster) is the source of this 1950-nucleotide messenger RNA. Its product is annotated as FMRFamide receptor-like. Gene Ontology annotation, molecular function: G protein-coupled receptor activity. The coding region runs from base 161 to 1264 and encodes 367 amino acids. Lineage: Eukaryota; Metazoa; Mollusca; Bivalvia; Ostreida; Ostreidae. The record is from RefSeq and is a predicted model, not a curated record. The transcript is spliced from 4 exons. Gene Ontology annotation, cellular component: membrane. Gene Ontology annotation, biological process: G protein-coupled receptor signaling pathway.
CACCCAAUCCUUACAGCGCGGGAUUUCUCGUGAACUUUCUCGACGCCCUGAUUGGCCGAAUCUCGCUCCAUAAAAAUAGCAUCUCUCCGACGCAUCUUUAUUCACACAGAAGGAAUUCGACAAGGAGAUUAUAAUAUUUCUGCAGAAUAGUCCUCAAAGAAUGGCGGAUAAUACCUCCCUAGCUGGCUUUACGGACGCUGGGGUACGGACGGUUACCGAGGCCCCGAGUGUAGCAGAUGACGUCAUGGCGGUAGCGAAGAAAAUGCAUUGGGUGACCAGUACUAUAUUUGGUUGCAUUUUCGUCAUCGUGGGACUCGUCGGAAACACUCUCUCUAUUCUCAUAUGGAGCAAAAAAUCCAUGCGAUCUUCCACAGGGAUAUAUCUCAUUGCGCAAGCGCUGGCGGAUAUGGGUCUCCUGAUUUUCUUCUUCAUCACAGACAGUCUGCCGAUGAUGGCGCCCUCUGUCAAGUCUAGCUACGCGUUCGGAGUGUUUUUCUCGUAUAUUGGGUACCCUAUUUUCUUUCUGUUUGUGGUUUGGAGUAUCUGGAUGACGGUUGGGGUAACAGUAGACCGAUACAUUCAAGUUUGCUGGUUCACGAAAGCAAAGGAGAUGUGUAGCGACAAGAGAGCCGGUAUUGGGAUCGGGAUCAUCGCUCUUCUUUGCUUUGUGAUCAACACGCCCCAUUUUAAGACAUUUUACCCGAUCCCGGAGUCUGACAGAAAUCCGGAAGAUGACGCCUACUCUCACACAGAGUUUGGGGCCAGUGAGGGAAGUAAGCGCUAUGAAUUCUGGGUACACUGCAUGUUUCUGGUCCUGGUUCCAUGGCUUACAAUCUUCAUCCUGAAUAUGCUUAUCAUCUGCCGCGUUGUCAGGGCCAACAGGGGCAUGUCAACCAGAAAGAGCAUAAAAGGACAGGAGAAGGCUAAGAGGGCAGAGAACCAGAUGACUCGCCUCCUUUUGACCGUGACAUUCGUUUUUCUCAUCCUCAUUGCCCUCCAGUGUAUAACACAAUGCUUCUUCAUGAUGCAGCCAGAAACGGCCGAUCUGCGUAUUGUUGAUGAAGCAUUCUCAGUCGCCAAACUUGGAAUCGUAAUCAACUCCUCCAUCAACUUCUUUCUGUACUGUCUCAGUGCGCGGAAAUUCCGAAAGGAGCUGUUCCGAGUGAUUGGAGUCCGUAAGGGUGAGAGAGAGGAGUCCUUCUCCAGCUCCACGGCCUCUACCACCCUGUCAACGUCCAAAUUCAAAAUGUCCUACAAAGCCUGAUCCAGCUCCACGGCCUCUACCACCCUGUCAACGUCCAAAUUCAAAAUGUCCUACAAAGCCUGAUCCAGCUCCACGGCCUCUACCACCCUGUCAACGUCCAAAUUCAAAAUGUCCUACAAAGCCUGAUCCAGCUCCACGGCCUCUACCACCCUGUCAACGUCCAAAUUCAAAAUGUCCUACAAAGCCUGAUCAGUGGAGAAAUGACGUCACAUGUCAGCAGUGCUCAACACGUUCUGAAAGUCAAAUGUGUGAACUUGCAAAAAUCUCUCCAGAAGAAACUUUCGAAAUCAUGAAGAUAUGCCCUCUUCCCUAUUUCCCACACUGCACUGAUAAAAUAAGGGUCCAAGGGAGAGCAUGGGUUGGCAUUAUAAUUGAGAGUUUGCUUUUUAUUAAUAAAAUCCAAUAACAGUAUUGUACAAUGAAAAGUAUUUACUAUUGUAUAUAUUUAUUUUCCCUUGUCUACAUAUGACAACCUAUUGGUUUCUUGUCCAGAAUACUGCAGUGAUUUUUCUUUAACUUCUGUUAUGUGAAGUUUUGUUGUCAUAAAUGCAUCUCGAUAUUUUAUAUAUUCGAUACACCAUUUGUAUUUAUAUAAUGUUAUUAAUGUUUUCCUACUUAUAAUCAUUCUUAGAUCAUGAAAAUGUUGCUGUUUAAAAGGUUGUGUUAAUAAAAUGUUUCAGCUCUUU